Staurois parvus is the source of this 746-nucleotide messenger RNA. NCBI's taxonomy places the organism in Eukaryota, Metazoa, Chordata, Amphibia, Anura, Ranidae. The record is from the annotation of a GenBank genome assembly.
AGGUGGUUGACCAGAUUGACAAUUUAACUUCAGAUCUGCAGCUGGAAGAUGAGAUGACAGACAGCUCCAAAACAGACACGCUGAACAGCAGCUCAAGUAGCACAACGGCUUCUAGCAUAGACAAAGUUAAAGUUCGAGCCAAUGCACCUUUAAUAAAUCCACCUGCACAUCCGUCAGCUGUCCUGACAGUACUUAGGAAGCCCAAUCCACCACCACCGCCUCCACGGUUAACUCCAGUGAAAUAUGAAGAAACUCAAAAGUUAAUCAACUCCACCAACACUCUAAAGAAAAAUGGAGGAUUACUUAGAAAUGGUGGAAUUCCUGGGGGACCUACUACACUUCCUAAUGGUGAUGUAUGUGCAAUUCAUAACAUCAAAGUGGAUAAAAUGACAGGACAGCCAUUGACGCACAAACCAGAAAAGGACCGUUGUUCUCAGGCUACAACGAGAGAACGAGUACGCUUUAGUGAAAAUGUCUUAUACCAUGGCUACUGUCCAGACUGUGAUGUUCGAUCUGAAAUGAAAAACAAAGAAGUACAUCUUCAUGAGGAGUCCAUCCACUUAGCAGCAAAACUUCCUCACCAUUGCCCUUUACCAUCAAAACCAUCGUAUCCUAUGGAAAAUGGUGGAUUAGGCAUUACCAGUGGUGUCUGCCAUCUGCCUUCAAAACCAGGAAGUCAGCCACCACCAACUGCACCAAAACCACAAAAAACUAUACUGAGAAAAUCAACCACAACAACAGUGUGA